CUUCCAGCCUGUCACCGUAAGGAAGUCUCCUCGCGAUCACUUUUGCUUACUCUCUCCUCACUCCUACUCUCUACCUUGUUCUGCCACGUGUCCCCCUUCCUCUCCCUACACAGAACAAAACCAUUAGCUCUCACACAGUACACGAAGGAGGAGGAUGAAGAAGAAGGAGCCAUAAGCAGAGACAAAGCCUCCCUCUCCCUUCCUCUUCUUCCAUUCUCUGAGACUCAGAGACUGAGCAUUAUGGGUCCGUACAUCCAUGGCGCCCCCAAGCUCUUCCUCGCCAUCCUCUUCAUCUCCUUUUCUUUCGUCCACCCCACAUUGCCUGUCAAUCCCACCACCGCUAAUUCUUCUUCUUCUUCUUCCGGGCAAAUAAACUCGAACUCCGUUCUCGUAGCGCUCCUCGACUCGCACUACACCGAGCUCGCCGAGCUCGUCGAGAAGGCCCUCCUCCUCCAGACACUGGAGGAGGCCGUCGGGAAGCACAACAUUACGAUCUUCGCGCCCAGGAAUGAGGCGUUGGAGAGGCAGCUGGACCCCGAGUUCAAGCGGUUCCUCCUCGAGCCCCGUAACCUCAAGUCCCUCCAGACCCUGCUCAUGUUCCACGUCGUCCCCAAGCGGAUCGGGUCGGAGCACUGGCCGGCGGAUGAGUCCGCCUGCUCUGAGCACGCCACUAUCUGGAACAACGCCUUGCAUUUGACCACCAAGGACUCCGGCAGGAAGCGGCUGGUCGACUCGGCGGAGAUUGUACGCCCCAGUGAUGUCGAACGCCCCGACGGCGUCAUUCACGGAAUCGGGCGGCUCUUGAUCCCCAGGUCCGUGCAGGAGGACUUCAACCGCCGGAGGAGCCUCAGGUCGAUCUCCGCCGUCCUCCCGGAGGGCGCCCCGGAGGUGGACCCCAGGACCCACCGCCUGAAGAAGCCGGCACCGCCUGCCCCGGCCGGAUCCCCGCCGGCGCUUCCCAUCUAUGACGCCAUGGCUCCGGGUCCCUCCCUUGCCCCGGCUCCUGCCCCCGGCCCUGGCGGCCCCCGCCACCAUUUCGACGGCGAGAGCCAGGUCAAGGACUUCAUCCACACUCUCCUGCACUAUGGUGGCUACAACGAGAUGGCCGACAUCCUCGUGAACCUCACUUCCCUCGCCACCGAGAUGGGCCGCCUGGUCUCGGAGGGCUACGUUCUUACCGUGCUCGCACCCAACGAUGAAGCCAUGGCGAAGUUAACCACCGACCAGCUGAGUGAGCCCGGAGCGCCGGAGCAGAUUAUCUACUACCACAUUAUCCCGGAGUAUCAGACUGAGGAGAGCAUGUACAAUGCCGUGAGGAGGUUCGGGAAGGUGCGGUACGACACCUUUAGGCUGCCCCACAAGGUGGUGGCUCAGGAGGCUGACGGGUCCGUCAAGUUCGGGCAAGGGGACGGCUCAGCUUAUCUGUUCGAUCCCGAUAUAUACACGGAUGGGAGGAUCUCAGUGCAGGGGAUUGACGGGGUCCUCUUCCCUCCCCAGGAGACGAAGGUGCCGGAGAAGAAGACGGUCGUUAAGGUUGUCACCAAGCCCCGGAGAGGGAAGUUGAUGGAAGUGGCGUGCAGAAUGCUCGGAACCUUCGGGCAGGACUCUCAUUUCUCGACGUGUCGAUAAUCAUGAAUUGUGUUUUUAAAAAUUUUUCUAGAUUAAACCCCUGAAGGGGGUUUUCUAAAGAUUGUAAAUGGAGAAAGUUCUUGGAAGACGACUCUGCUUACCGUGGACCAUAGAUGAUGAGCUCUGAGAGAGAGAGAGAGAGAGAUAGAGAGAAGAGAGGUGUGUGCGCAAAAGAUUCCUUCGAACUAUAUAGAAGAUGAAGAAUUGUUCCCCCCAUAUUUUGUCAUAAAAAAAAAACAGUAAGAAAAAUACUGUAAUUAAAAAAACUGUCAUAUUUUUUAAUUAUUUUUAUAUUCAGAUUCAUCCCAUUCCACGUUGUACACUCUCUGUCCGGGGACACUGUUACUGUUCUGUCGGUGGUUUCUUUUUUGGGCCUGUUUAUAUUUUAUAUAUAUAUACAUAUAUAUAUUCAUUAUUGUUGCUGUUGGUAAAUCCGAAAUAUAUAUAAAGCAUAGUUUCUGUCA
This is a messenger RNA of Punica granatum (pomegranate), 2093 nucleotides long. The record is from RefSeq and is a predicted model, not a curated record. Lineage: Eukaryota; Viridiplantae; Streptophyta; Magnoliopsida; Myrtales; Lythraceae.